AACUUCAACAGGAGUUUGUUUUGAAAAUCGGAUGUGACGUUCGACACGUGUUAGCUUUAGCUUCAUCAAAGGUCGUAGAUCUUCGCUGGCUUUUUAUCAGCAAGGAAAGCUGUCGGCUGUUCAGCUAGUCGUAAGUUUAGUUUUUCUGUUCCGUCACAUUUGUCCAGAAGAUACAUUAGAAGAUGCGUCUAAUUGUGAACGUGGUUCUGUUCGAGGCGUUCAAAUAAACGUACCGUAGACAUCCGAAUAUGGGCGCAGAGCAAUUUAAGCCUCCGAGCAGCAGCCGGGAGAGCAGCCUGCUGAGUAAUUGGAGAUGAAGUCCAGGAGAGUUGGACCUCCUGACGGGGGGUACGGAUGGGUGGUGGUCGCAUCAGCCUUUUUUGUUAUGGGCCUUACCGGAGCUGUCCUCAAAAACUUUAGCCACUUUUUCCUGGAGAUCCAGAGUCACUUUGGAGUCAUGACCAGCACUACCUCCUGGGUUUCUUCCACAACUAUUGCCAUGUUUCACAUAGGAGCUCCUGCAGCCAGUGCUCUGACGUUACAGUUUUCUCAGAGAGCGGUCAUCAUAGUUGGAGGUCUUCUGUGUACUUUGGGCAUGUUACUGGCAUCUCUGGACCUCAGUCUGCCUUGGCUCUACCUCACUAUGGGUGUCCUAGAAGGUACAGGUAUAUCCUUCUCAUGGAUUCCUGCCAUCAGCAUGGUGAAUCACUACUUUUCAAGGUGGCGCCCCAUUGCCUAUGCCAUUGCCAGCUCGGGGGAGUGUGUCUUUGCCAUUGUUUUCAGCCCUCUGUUCAAGUGGCUCAUUGAGAUGUACAGCUGGCAGGGCGCUUUGCUCAUCAUUGGAGGCCUUCAGUUUAACCUGUGUGUGUGCGGUGCGCUCAUGAGACCUCUGGAAGCAAAUUGGGGCGCUUCACCAAAAACUAGCAAAGAGGACGCCGAAGAAAAUGCUGCUGCACUCCCAUCGAAGAAGAAAGCAGUCUUCCAGUGCUGCCUGCUGAAAAAACCUGAACUUCUUCUCUACAUUCUGUUUGCAAUCUUUGCAGCUGCAGGGUUUUUCACCCCAACUCUGUAUUUGGUGCCCUUUGCCAACAGCUUAGGGAUAGAUAAGUACUGGCCAGCCUUUAUCCUCUCUGUUAUGGCUGUAGCAGACCUGGCAGGCAGGUUGUUUUGUGGGUGGCUCGCUAAUAUGAGGUUUUUAAGGAACCUGCAGCUGCUCCCCACCGUAACCACUCUGCUGGGGGUUGUGCUGCUUCUACUACCCAUCGGUCACAACUACUGGUCCAUCCUGGUGUUUGCAUCACUCUAUGGCUUCCUGUUUGGCUGCAUGGUGGCCAUUCACGUCACCUCCAUCGUUGACAUUGUGAGCUUGGAGGGCUUUGACAGCGGACUGGGGCUCUUUAUGCUAUUCAGGAGCAUUGGAGGCUUUAUUGGUCCACCUGCUGGAGGCUGGUUGGUGGACCAGACAAAUGACUAUAGCGCUGCCUUCUACCUCUCAGGCUUCUGCCUCAUUACGUCUGCAGUGUUUGUCGUCCUGGUCGACUUCCUGGUUCAGAGGAGGAAGUCUGCGGAGUUAUCAGGCCAUCAGACGAUCAACCAGCGGGGCGACGGGGAAACGGGAAAAGUCAAAGGACACACGGUUACACAAGAAUUUUAACUUGAGCUCAGGGUGUGAAGACUGUGUGCUUGCUGCUGGAUGAUCUGGCUUGGAUUGAGUUAGAGAAGUCUUGAAUGUCACAGAAUUGUCUACAGACCUACAAAAAUACAAAGAUUUAUAACCUCACAUGAUGUUUCCUUUACCUGAAAGCGGACGAAACUAUUGAAUGAAAAACAGGGCAAAAGGUAGUCGGUAGUAUUUACAGUAUCUGUGAGUGGUAAAGCAUUUCUAUCGUUUUGUGUGAUCUGCCACAACCUUUCAUCGUUUUUUUUUUUUUUUGCUUAAAGAUGUUGAUAGGUUUUAUUUGGUCGUUCCAAAGCCUUUCGUUUUUCACAAUCUAGAAAAAGUGUAGCGGUGACACCCAAACCAUGGUACUGCUACCCCCAUGUUUUAUACACAAGAUUUUUAAUCUGGAAUCCACUGUUUUAAUUUCCCCAAACAAGUCUUUUAUUUAAAGCCUAGAAGGGUAGUUCUGGCCUAAACAUUCACCAAAGUUAUUAAAAUUUCAGAUUUUUCUGUGUGAUCUUCAAUAAACUGUAGAAUGAGCAUCACGGUCAUUUUGUGAGCAGCAGCCUUCCAGUCCUGCUAUCCAUAUCAUUGCUUUUUGGUAUUCUUGCAAAGAUUCACUCAUAGUUUUUCAAAUGAUUGUGUUACUUGGCUUUAUUUGAAAUAAGGGCAUACUUUAAACUCCAAGAGGAACCUACAUCCCCCUGUUUUCUUAAUACUAUAACUUGUGCAGUUAUUUGUGUGUCUCCACCAGAAAGGACCAAAUGUGUUGUCCAGACAGGCUUUACUUUUAUUAUACCCAGAACAGACUACCUCCGGGACCAGUGUUCCCAUUAACGGUCCGUACAGAUGGAAACUGGAACCAUAACAGUUUAUUCAACUUUUUCAAUGGCACAUGUUUUUCUGUUCUGUAUCUAAAAAUAAACCCAGGAUUAGCCUGCUGUCAAGUUAAAAGCUGGUCAGACUUCAGGGUCCAGGUUCUUUUUGUCCUGAAGCAUCGAAGCUUUACUACAAAUAAACAGAUCAUAUCUACUGAGCACAAAUGCUAAAUGGCUUCAGCUGUAGAACUGUUGCAUAAGUUCUCGUCAUCUGUAAGACUAAUCAACACUGGGGUUCUAGUGGGAAAAAGCAAAGAUUAUGUGGUAGUUAUUAAGAGGAAUGAGCUGACAGUAAUGGCUAAGUCUUAAGACUAAUGUUUGACAAUUUUCUCUGUUUUGCUGCCAACAAAUCCCAUCAGAGAACCCAAACCAAAAAGGCAGUUAUCAGGAAGUCACGUUUUAAAUACAUUGGUUCCCGAUGACUGUAAAGCUUAAAAAAGGAUACUUGUAGUGGAAUUUCAGCUAAUAGAAACUAGUUUUGCACAUUGGGUUUGUUCUAGAUGGUUUAUUUUAAACUUUAAACACACCAGGAUAUGUUCAGCAGGCAGCAGCUAUGGACAGGGUCUGAAAUGAAUUCAGAUAUCAUUUGCAAACCUUUAAAAAUGUUCUCAUCUCAUUCAGAACAAAAGUGACUUUCUUAUGCAUUUAUUCCUCUGAAAAGAAGCAAUCUUGUACUUCCAGAUUUUGUUUUGUGAUGACCUGCUAAGGAUUAGAAAUCCUCAGGAUUGUCCGUUACAUGUCCUGAAUAGUCUGUGAAUACAUCUUUAUAUACAAUGUUUUUAGUUAACUAAAAACAUAUUCAUUGCUUCUGUCAUCUUCUGCAAGAGGUAUAACCAAAGUUUCUCCAGAUCAAAAAUUGUAGUUAAUACUUUUUAAAAAUAACUUGAUGGACCUUCUGCAGGUCCAUUCAAACAAGAUACCUCUUUAUUUUUUAUGAGAUUUACUUGAUACUCUUGCUCAGUCAAAUCAAAUUUAUUUUGCAAUAGAAACCCAAAGAUGGGGUUCAUUUUAUGUUACAGGAAACUUGAAAACUCGAUAACCUUGUAUAUUUUUAUAUUUCACUCAUUCAAAGCCACUUUACUGAGUUCGUUCGAACAGCUUCUAAUUACCUCCACACCGUUUUAAUGCCUACAUGUAACAACAAAAUGUAGUGAUUAUGUUUUAUUGUCUCCAUAUAUUGAAUAUUUAAACCAAUUGUAGCAAUGUAUCAAAUAAAAAUAAAAUAGCUGCAGUGA
Molecule: messenger RNA, 3773 nt
Organism: Girardinichthys multiradiatus
Lineage: Eukaryota; Metazoa; Chordata; Actinopteri; Cyprinodontiformes; Goodeidae
Exons: 5
Coding region: 314-1654 (446 amino acids)
Biological process (GO): transmembrane transport; monocarboxylic acid transport
Molecular function (GO): monocarboxylic acid transmembrane transporter activity
Source: RefSeq, a predicted model, not a curated record